This is a messenger RNA of Macadamia integrifolia, 860 nucleotides long. RefSeq names its product translationally-controlled tumor protein homolog. The transcript is spliced from 5 exons. Gene Ontology annotation, molecular function: calcium ion binding. Gene Ontology annotation, cellular component: cytoplasm. The record is from RefSeq and is a predicted model, not a curated record. Lineage: Eukaryota; Viridiplantae; Streptophyta; Magnoliopsida; Proteales; Proteaceae. Bases 128 to 634 code for a protein of 168 amino acids.
CCUUGGCUAUAAAAUCUUGGGUCUCUAGCUUCGCAAACCCUCUUGUUCCUCCAGCUAUUGUUGCUCUCCUCUUAUCGUAUUCUUAGCAGGUGGAGUAGCCGCCGAGGAACUCAGCAACUCUGAAAAGAUGAUUGUGUAUCAGGAUCUUCUUACCGGUGAUGAGCUUCUCUCGGAUUCAUUUCCGUACACAGAGAUUCACAAUGGAGUGCUAUGGGAAGUGGCGGGAAAGUGGGUUGUUCAAGGAGCGGUUGAUGUUAACAUUGGUGCUAACCCUUCCGCCGAAGGCGGUGGAGACGAUGAGGGUGUAGAUGACCAGGCAGUCAAGGUUGUUGAUAUUGUUGAUACAUUCCGUCUCCAGGAGCAACCUUCGUUUGACAAGAAGCAAUUUGUUACAUACAUAAAGAGAUACAUCAAGUUGCUAACACCAAAGUUGGAAGGUGAGAAGCAAGAGGAGUUCAAGAAGAACAUUGAGGGUGCAACUAAGUUCCUUCUUUCGAAGCUGAGUGACCUCCAAUUUUUUGUCGGUGAGAGUAUGCAUGAUGAUGGCAGUUUGGUCUUUGCAUACUACAAGGAUGGUGCAACUGACCCAACAUUUUUGUACUUUGCCCAUGGGUUGAAGGAGGUCAAGUGUUAAGAAAGUGGAAAUGUUUCAUCCACAUUGAAGUGGAGUUGCUCGCUGUAGUUUUAGUUUUUAAGUUUUUAUAAUGGUCCUUUUUAGUUUUUAAGUUUUUACAAUGGUCCUUUUUUCUUAAAAGCAUACAGUAUUGUUGGGGUAUCAUCUGAAGAACAACUUAAAUUUGUUUUUCCUUUUAUGUCGGUGUUAGUUGUUUGGUUUAUAAAUAAAUUUAUUCUUUUGUGUC